This is a messenger RNA of Hippoglossus stenolepis (Pacific halibut), 12582 nucleotides long. RefSeq names its product dicer 1, ribonuclease type III (gene dicer1). The transcript has 28 exons. Gene Ontology annotation, cellular component: nucleus; RISC complex; cytoplasm. Gene Ontology annotation, biological process: apoptotic DNA fragmentation; siRNA processing; pre-miRNA processing. Gene Ontology annotation, molecular function: ATP binding; deoxyribonuclease I activity; ribonuclease III activity. The record is from RefSeq and is a predicted model, not a curated record. The coding region runs from base 268 to 5964 and encodes 1898 amino acids. NCBI's taxonomy places the organism in Eukaryota, Metazoa, Chordata, Actinopteri, Pleuronectiformes, Pleuronectidae.
UACCGCGGAUAGUUACGUAAUAUACGUUAUAUUUCUAGCGUAGCGGGGCCCAAGUGAAAGGACGUGGUCCCACCGUGAGAGGAAACCCAUCAAAUCGGAUAAGCAAGGGUGGAUGCAGUGAGGAUAUCAAACGAAUGAUUUCAAGCUAUUUAGUCAAGACGAUCAAUCUACAAACAUACACCAGUGAACUUGCCAGUGACAAUUAUGAAAUGAAAUAAAGUGGACGACUGGAGGAGCCCAGCCCCCUGACCUCCACCUCUUUGAAACAUGGCAGGCUUACAGCUUGUCACCCCUGCUACUUCACCCAUGGGGCCUUUCUUUGGUCUGCCAUGGCAGCAGGAGGCUAUCCAUGACAACAUCUAUACACCUAGGAAAUAUCAGGUAGAACUUCUUGAAGCAGCUCUUGAACAUAAUACUAUUGUCUGCUUGAAUACUGGCUCAGGGAAGACCUUUAUUGCAGUACUUCUAACAAAAGAGCUCUCCCACCAAAUCCGUGGACAUUAUCAAAGAAAUGCCAAGAGGACUGUUUUUCUGGUGAACACAGCUUUGUCUGUAGUUCAGCAAGCAGCUGCAGUCAGGACUCACUCUGACCUUCAGGUGGGAGAGUACACAGAUUUGGAGGAAACCUCAGCAUGGACUGACCAACGGUGGAGUCAAGAGAUAAUCGAGAAUCAGGUGCUGGUCAUGACUUGCCACAUAUUCCUGCAUGUUUUGAGGAAUAAAAUCUUACUGUUGUCUAAACUCAACUUGGUGGUUUUUGAUGAUUGUCACCUGGCCAUUACAGACCACCCCUACUGUGAGAUAAUGAAGCUGUUUGAAGGGUGUUCAUGUAGUCCUCGUAUCCUGGGUCUCACAGCUUCUCUUCUCAAUGGAAAAUGUGACCCUUCAGAACUGGAGCAGAAGAUCCAGAAUUUGGAAACAAUCUUGAAGAGCAAUGCUGAGACUGCCACCGACCUUGUUGUCCUGGACAGAUACUCCUCUCAGCCAAGAGAAGUGGUGCUGGACUGCGGCCCCUAUUUGGACAAGAGUGGUCUUUCCUCCCAUUUGCUGAUGGAACUGGACGAAGCUCUCCACUUCCUGAACGAUUGCAACAUAUCUGUUGACAGGGAGGAUCGCAAUCCUACAUUAAUUUCCAAACAGAUCCUGAGUGACUGCCGGGCUGUGCUGCAGGUGCUGGGGCCCUGGUGUGCAGAUAAGGCGGCAGGCAUUAUGGUGCGGGAGCUCCAAAAGUAUAUCAAACAUGAGCAGGAAGAGCUCAACCGUAAGUUCCUGCUCUUCACUGACACCAUCCUGCGCAAAGUGCAUGCCCUCUGCGAAGAGCACUUCUCCCCCGCUUCACUGGACCUCAAGUAUGUCACCCCUAAGGUCUUCCGGCUGCUUGAAAUCCUGCACGAAUACAAGCCCUUUGAGAGGCAGCAGUUUGAAAGCGUGGAGUGGUACAACAAUCGGAACCAGGACAACUAUGUGUCCUGGAGUGACUCAGAGGAUGACGAUGAGGAUGAGGAGGUGGAGUCCAAAGAGAGGCCUGAAUCCAACUUUCCCUCACCUUUCACCAACAUUCUGUGUGGGAUCAUCUUUGUGGAGAGGCGUUACACAGCUGUUGUUCUCAACCGUCUUAUCAAAGAGGCGGGGAAGCAGGACCCAGACCUGGCUUAUAUCAGCAGCAACUUCAUAACUGGCCAAAGCAUUGGCAAAAACCAGCCACGGAACAAACAGAUGGAGGUGGAGUUUAGGAAACAAGAGGAGGUUCUCCGCAAAUUCCGGGCUCAUGAAACCAACCUCCUUAUUGCCACCAGCAUUGUGGAGGAAGGUGUGGAUAUUCCAAAGUGUAACCUGGUAGUGCGAUUUGACCUGCCCACUGAGUACAGGUCCUACGUCCAGUCCAAAGGCAGAGCUCGGGCUCCUGUCUCCAACUAUAUAAUGCUGGCUGACAGUGAGAGGACCAAAGCUUUCGAGGAAGAUCUCGCUACAUACAAGGCCAUAGAGAAGAUCCUGAGGAACAAGUGUUCUAAGUCAGUGGAGGUGAGUGACUUUGAAGUGGAGCAGGUUCUGGAUGAUGACAACACCCUUCCACCUUAUGUGCUUCGAUCUGAGGAUGGAGGUCCCCAGGUCACCAUUAACACAGCCAUUGGGCACAUUAACAGGUAUUGUGCUCGGCUACCCAGCGAUCCAUUUACCCACUUGGCACCCAAAUGUAAAACUUUGGAGAUGCAGGACGGAUGCUUCCAGUCCACACUCUACUUACCCAUCAAUUCCCCUCUGCGAGUCCCUGUUAAGGGUCCUACAAUGACCUGUGCCAGAUUAGCAGAGAAAGCUGUUGCACUAGUAUGCUGUGAGAAACUCCACAAAACGGGUGAGUUGGAUGAUCACCUGAUGCCCGUGGGGAAGGAGACUGUCAAGUAUGAGGAGGAGCUGGACCUUCAUGAUGAGGAGGAGACCAGUGUCCCAGGCCGACCUGGUUCUACCAAAAGGAGGCAGUGCUACCCUAAAGCUAUACCAGUGUGUCUGAGGGACAGUUAUGCUGUAGACAUAUACUAUCUAUAUGUGAUUGGGAUGGUCCUUACCACCCCUCUCCCAGAUGAACUCAACUUCCGCAGAAGGAAGCUCUACCCACCAGAGGACACCACCAGGUGCUUUGGCAUCCUUACUGCCAAACCCAUACCUCGAAUCCCUUAUUUCCCAGUGUACACUCGCUCGGGUGAAGUGACCAUCUCCAUUGAGCUGCAGAAGUCUGGCUUCAUGCUCACAUCCAACCAGCUCAACCUCAUCACCCGCCUGCACCAGUACAUCUUUUCCCACAUACUCCGCCUGGAGAAACCUGCACUGGAGUUCAAGCCCACGCUAGCAGACUCUGCUUACUGCGUUCUACCUCUGAAUGUUGUUGGGGACUCCAACACACUUGAUAUGGAUUUUAAGUUCAUGGAGGACAUUGAGAAGUCUGAGGCCCGCACUGGCAUUCCUACCACUCAGUACACCAAACAGAACCCCUUCACCUUCAAGUUGGAGGACUACCAGGAUGCUGUCAUCAUUCCAAGGUAUCGUAACUUUGACCAGCCUCAUCGCUUCUAUGUCGCCGAUGUGUACACAGACCUGACGCCGCUUAGCAAGUUUCCUUCACCCGAAUACGAGACGUUUGCUGAGUACUACAAAACCAAGUACAACCUGGAUCUGUCCAACCUAAAUCAGCCUCUCCUGGAUGUUGAUCAUACCUCCUCCAGACUAAACCUGUUGACCCCUCGGCACCUCAACCAGAAGGGAAAAGCCCUGCCACUCAGCAGUGCAGAGAAGAGGAAGGCCAAGUGGGAGAGCCUGCAGAACAAACAGAUCCUGGUUCCAGAGCUGUGUGCCAUCCACCCUAUCCCUGCCUCCCUGUGGAGGAAAGCAGUGUGUCUGCCGAGCAUUCUCUACCGCCUCCACUGCCUCCUGACUGCUGAGGAGCUCAGAGCCCAGACAGCCAGUGAAGCUGGAGUGGGAGCCCAGACCCUCCCACCUGACUUCAGGUAUCCAAACCUGGACUUUGGCUGGAAGAGAUCCAUAGACAGCAAAACAUUUAUCUCCUGUCCUGAGUCCUGCAGUGAGGAUAGCAAGGGUCACUGUAAGCACCAACAGACAAUAACCCCUGACCCCAGUUGCCUAACACAACCCGAUAGUUACCACUCUUCUCUGCCUGAGCAGGGGGCCCUUGCAGCCCCUGAGUCUGAAGACACCACCUGUACCCACAACCUAAUUAAUGGCACUGCCUUUGUCGCACACUGUGACAACAGCAGUCACCAAGACAAGCACCUUCUCCAACAUGACAACUGCCAAUGCUCCCAGCCCAGCUUUCCUGGGCUGCCGAGCCCUGAAUCGAAACAAACCACUACCUCAGUUCCUGUGCAGCCCUCACACAGCUUGAAGAAGUCCUGUCCUCCCCAGUCUAGUGAAGGACCUGGGAGGAUUUCUGAAAACACAAAUAAAGCUACCUCAGUCUGCAGCCGAGUAACCACGGCUUCCAACACUCCCACAGCACCUUCUCCUCACCUUGUGUCUGACUCCCAGCACAGAGUCCAGAUAGGCGUCUCCCCCAAAAGUCUGGGGCCCAACCCCGGCCUCAUCCUGCAGGCCUUGACCCUGUCAAACGCAAGUGAUGGCUUCAACCUGGAGCGGUUAGAGAUGCUGGGUGACUCCUUCCUUAAGCAUGCCAUUACCACAUACCUGUUCUGUACCUAUCCUGAUGCUCACGAGGGACGACUCAGUUACAUGCGCAGCAAGAAGGUGAGCAACUGUAACCUGUAUCGUCUGGGGAGGAAGAAGGGGCUCCCAAGCAGGAUGGUGGUGUCCAUCUUUGACCCCCCUGUGAAUUGGCUCCCUCCUGGCUACGUGGUCAACCAAGACAAAUGCAUCAUUGACAAACAGGAUUUAGGGGCCAAAGAAGAGCUUCUGGUCAAUGGGCAAUCUGGGAACGACGAUGAUGAGAAUGAUGAGGAGGGUGAAGAAGUGGAUGAAGGCGGUGAGGUAAUGCUGAAGGAUGAACCAAAUGAGGGCAACGUGGAAGAUGAUCUGGAGUACUACAAGGAACACAUUAAAUUCAUUGAUAACAUGUUGCUGGGAUCUGGUGCAUUUGCAAAGAAGAUCUCUUUGAGUGUUCUCCCUCCAUCUCCCACCGUGGCCUCGGCUUCCUCACCCGUAAUGGAGUCUCCAUAUGAAUGGAAGGCCCCCAAGAAGCCCCUCCAUACCUCCUCAGCCCACCACCCCUCUGAGCCGGCAGCCAGCGGGCCCUUAGCCGAAGAGUUUGACUACAGUUCGUGGGAUGCCAUGUGCUACCUGGACCCCAGCAAGGCCGGAGACGAGGAUGACUUUGUGGUGGGUUUUUGGAAUCCAUCGGAGGAGAACUGUGGAGUUGAGCUUGGCAAGCAGUCAAUCUCCUACGAUCUGCACACAGAGCAGUGUAUUGCAGACAAGAGCAUUGCUGACUGUGUGGAGGCUUUGCUUGGCUGCUACCUAACCAGCUGUGGAGAAAGAGCUGCCCAGAUGUUCCUCUGCUCAUUGGGCCUCAAGGUGUUACCGUUGGAGAGAGGGAGCCUAACAGGAGCUCUGGGGCAAAGCUGUCAGACAACAACUAUUGACCUGUGUUAUGGCUGGUUAAAGAUCCCACCCCGCUGCAUGCUGGACCAUCCAGAUGCAGAGCAAACUCUAAACCACCUCAUUUCCGGCUUUGAAAACUUUGAAAGAAAGAUCAACUACACCUUUCAGAAUAAGGCUUACCUCCUGCAAGCCUUUACCCAUGCAUCUUACCAUUACAACACCAUUACAGAUUGUUACCAGCGGCUUGAGUUCCUUGGUGAUGCAAUUUUAGACUACCUCAUAACAAAGCACCUUUAUGAAGACCCACGGCAGCAUUCACCUGGUGUGCUGACGGACUUGCGCUCAGCACUCGUUAACAACACCAUCUUUGCCUCUCUGGCUGUCAAGUACGACUACCACAAGUACUUCAAGGCCAUCUCACCUGAGCUUUUCCAGGUCAUUGACGACUUUGUGCAGUUUCAGUUGGAGAAGAAUGAGAUGCAAGGCAUGGAUUCUGAGCUGCGACGCUCUGAGGAAGACGAGGAGAAGGAGGAGGACAUUGAGGUUCCUAAGGCCAUGGGGGAUAUCUUUGAGUCGUUAGCCGGAGCAAUUUACAUGGAUAGCAUGAUGUCAUUGGAGAGGGUUUGGCAAGUGUAUUAUCCCAUGAUGAGGCCACUUAUAGAGAAAUUCUCUGCCAAUGUGCCACGCUCUCCUGUGAGGGAGCUUCUGGAGAUGGAACCAGAAACUGCCAAGUUCAGCCCUGCAGAGAGAACGUAUGAUGGAAAGGUGCGGGUGACGGUGGAGGUAGUUGGCAAGGGCAAGUUUAAAGGAGUUGGCCGCAGUUACCGGAUCGCCAAGUCAGCAGCGGCAAGACGAGCUCUGCGUAGCCUCAAAGCCAAUCAACCUCAGGUCAAUAACUGAGCUCCUCCUCUUCGCUCAGUAUUAGCACCUAAGCUAUUGACACUACAGAAGAAAAUGCAACAUCGACUUCCCAGCACAGACUGAUGCAAGCCCUGUAUCUUCAGCCUGCAAUGGCACAGCCAGGGCAACUGUGUGAAGAUGCAACAAAAGAAGCAGACUGAGCUCACAACAGACAGAACAGUGGCUCUCUUACAUUUUAGUUUUUCUUUUUUCGCGCAAACACAAUCUUUACUUUCCCUCUAUUUUGUGUAAUCACAUGAGUACUUUAUUAACAUUUAGUCAAUUGUUUAAAAAAAAAGGUUAGGUCACAGUAUCCUAUUUCUCAGUUUUUUUUGUUAACCUUUAUGUCAGUGAGUUGAGACUUAUGCUUAUUGUGUAGUAUUAGACUGUACAUAGUAUAAUCAAAUUGUAAAUCAAAGUAGGUAAGAAAAAAAAUAAAAAUAUAACUAAACUCCUCAGCCUCUGCACUAGUGCCAAUCAGUUUAGAAGUGUUUUUUAAACGCUAAUAGCAGACAUGGCUAACAGAGACCUCUGUCGGAAAUCUGUCUUGAAAUGGUAUUCUAAAUGGUAUUUUUAAUAAUUUUUGCACUUAUUAGGAUCUGUUAUAUUGACAACUGUGUGGUUACACUGACACCAAAAUCAUAUUUGUAGCCGAUGAAUAUAUAUAAAAAAAAUGUAUAAAGAUUUAAAUUGCGUAAAUGAUAUUCUUGCCUUUGAUGCUAAAACUCACCCUCAUACUGCAACAUGAAUAGGGAUUUCAACAUUCCCAGUUACUGUACUUUAAAUUCAUUUUUAACUGCACUUGAGGUUGCAUGGUCUUGUAGCUUAGGUAUAAACCAACAAAACCAACCAAACAACUGGAUGGCUUCUAUACAUUUUCUAUGGCUGUAACUCAAAGUGAGUGAAAGCAACAUUAGAUGUCUCUGGCAUUAUCUUAGGAAUUUGGCUUAACAUGUUUUUUGAUAUCAAGAAUGGAUGGAAUUGAAAUAUUAAUUACUUACUCGCUAAAUGUCUUUCCAUGGAGCAACUCAUUCAGUUUUGAUCUAAAAAGAAAGACAUGAGAUAUAAAAUAUACAAUAUGCUGCAACAUUUUCUACAAAUUGGAAACUUGUGUCAAAGAUGCAUAGAAUCUUUACGAAUACAGCAAAUUAAUUUCAACACACUAGUGUUCCUCACAUCCCAUACCAACCAAAGCUAUAGCAGAUUUGAUACUUUGAGGCUUAAGUCGAUUCCUAGGGAUAAGGAUACCAGCCUUUUUUUUUUUUCUGACAAAUUUUGCCUCUCACUAAAUGUCUUGUUUUUCAUCAGAAAGCCCUUAUUUCACUUGAAUACCUCAGUUAAUUGCAUGCAUUUUCUUUUUUCUUUUUCUUUUGUUUGGUGCUAUGUUUUUGUAUUAAGCUUGAAUUUCUCAUCUUUUUGCACUGUAACUAUAAUACCUCUUUAUUAUACUUUUUUAAAUCUGUUUGAUUUGGUUGUCCUGUUUGUCAACCUUCAAUCUGUAAAAGAUUUGAUUAUUUCUUGAGGGGACAUAGGAAAUGUAUUCACUGCACGUAAGCCUAACUCUUUCAGCUCUUUUGGCUAUUAGUGUUAAGAGAAAAUCUUUUUUUGAAUUCUGUGUUAAUUGAACAGAAAUAAUCUAUCAGAUGAGGGUCAGUGCUUGUAGAAGUAAUCAGAUUGCACUCUUAAACGUUAAAUAUACUCCAAAAAAUAGGCAGAGUGGAAAAGAGAAUAUAGUUAUGUCGUUCCUAAAUUGUGUUUGUACAGCAAUGUUAAAUCUAAUUCAGUCACAUUCUUACCGCAAUACUUCUACCUCAAAGGACAGUGCACUCAGUGCUCAUUUGUGGACAAAACUGCUAUUCAAUUUUGUGAGUGAUGGUGACAGACAGUCUGCUUCCUGUGAUAACCACCUACAUCACAUAUACAGUAUACAGUAUAUUACAGACAUCUGGUUGUGUAAUUCAACAAUUAGUCAUUUGUGUCUGCCCAAACAUUGCUAAACAACUGGGCAAAACUAGGUUCCUCAUUUGGUAAUUAUCUGUGGCCGAUUUGAUUAAUUCCAAAUACAUGUGGUUUUACGUGAUGUAUCAGUUAAAUAUAAUAUUGAACUGAAGUGAUAGGGGACCAUGAACUUGCUGUAUUGUUUUUUUUAAUAGACUGAGGGGCAGCACAACUAGCUCUAAACAGAAAACUAGCAAUAUUAUCCACCUGUUAAAAUUAGUCUUCAUUCUGUUUAGCUCAGUUUUUGUUUCCUGAAAACUGCUGCUGCAGGAAACCAGGUUGAUGAGAGUAGACUUGGCAUAUUUUAGUAUAUAGGACUAUAUGGUGAAUAUCCCUUGUAUGUUUGAAGGUCUUCGGCACAAUUUAGGUUACCAACUACCAAUAGAUGUUAGCAGGUGUUAGGGACAUAACCUCAGUUGUGUACCCUAGCAUCAUCAAGUGUUUUGGCCUUGUAAUCAACGAUAGAUGCCAAACUUGAGGAUACGCUGAGGCUAAAGGAAAAUAUGACUGUCUACUGGCUUGUAUGGCAGUACUAUGGAAGCCAUGUGGCCCGCUCAGUAGAUCAGACAUCAUUACCUCUACGCCUUUUAAACUACAGUAAAAGCUGUCCCAUUUUAGACAUGACAAGAUGGAGAAUAUCCCUUGUAUGUAAUUAAUGCCACCAGUUGAUGUUAGCAGAUGUUAGUGACCACCAGCGGAUGUUAGGGACAUAUCUUCAGCUGUGUACCUUUGCGUCAUCAGGUGUUUCGGCCUUUCAAUAACAAGACACCCUCUUCUAAGGUAGGACCACCACAAGUUAAUCAGACCUGGGUGCAUGUCCCUAGCAUCUUGGGGCCCAGUUGGGAUCUUUCCUCCUGAUCCAGAGUCAUUGGCUGCAGCAUUCUGCAGUGUGUGAUGUUUCUUUCAUGGUCUGUUGCAGGGCUUGUCCGAGGAUCCCCAGAUCUUUGAUCAACCUGAUGGUGGAUGUUGCAAUGAAACUCCAGUCAAUCUCCACAGGGCAAACUAUUGCUUUCCAACCAUGUUGCUCUGCCUCAAAUGCCAUGUCUGCAUAUUGCAGCCUUUUCCUCUCAUUUGCUUUAUCAACAGUAUCCUCCCAGGUUACUGUCAAUUCCUCAGAAGUAGAGGACGUGCAAGGUGGCCCACGUCCACCAACAUUUCCCAGUCUCAGGACUCUGAGAGGGUCAUCUCCAGCCUUGUUUUGGUGCUUUUAAACUCCUCUACGAGACUUGAGAUAGGCAGCUCGAGGAUGCCGUGUCCAUACAGGCCAAUGUUGCUUAGACAUCUUGGGACCCCUAACCACUUUCUCACAUAGGAGUUGAUCAUUCUCUCCAUGUUCUCAACUCUUGUGAGGGGAAAGUCGACUACUGUAAGUGGCCACAUCAUUCGGGGUAAUAGGCCAAACUGUAAGCACCAGAGCUUUAGUUUGCCAUUAAGCAGGGACUGGUCGAUGUUCUUAAGGCCGCUGCUGACAUCCUGCUUCAGAUGCUGGACCUGCUCGCAGUCUUUAAUGCUUGCACGGUAGCAUCGUCCAAGAUUUCUCAGACACGGUUGGAAUGGGUUCUCCAUUAAUGUAGAACCUAUGGUCUGAUCUUUUACCUUUGAUUAUUGAGAUGCUUCUUGAUUUUGAUGGAUUAAUCCUCAUUCGGACGAAAUUGGCUAAUGUUUGAGGAUUCCUCCUCUUUUAGAAUCAGUACUUCUCCAGCUCUGCGCCAAGCUUUGGGUAUAAUUUGUUUCACCCAUGCCACUCAUUUAUUUCCACAAGAAAUGUAGAACAUCAGGAGCAUUCCUAUAUACCCUGUACAGGACACUGUUCGGGACCUCGGGCUGAUGACGCUCUUGCCCGCCUCACUGCGUUCACCACCUUUUUCCAUUUCGGCGGGUUCACAUCCAUUUGGUGUUCUGGUUGCUCAAUGGGUGGGAUAUCAGAUGGAACUGCUACCGGAUCAUAUCCCUUUGGAUCAGAGUGUGUUUUAUCCAGGUGUUCUUCUAAGUCCUGCUUCGAGGUCCUCAGGGUUCCUCCCUUUGUGGUGAAGAGAGAUUUCACAAACUUGAAGUGGUCUUUAAAGAAACGUUUUCUUGCUCGUUCUUUUCUUUUCUGAGCUGUUCUUAGGUCGGCUUUUGACUUUCUCCUGGAGUAUGUUAAUAAUAAAGUCAAUCCAAAAUGAACAAAAAAAUACACGGAGUUCUGUGGAGCAGGAGGGAAAUGCAGAGUUGGUAAUAAGGUCACUAUGAGUGUCUGUUUUGUAUGACACUUAUUUGAUUUAUUGUUUUUAAAUUAAGUAGUUAUUUAUGCAGUUCUAUGGUCAUAUUACUCAGGGCCUUAUGUCGUGUAACUUAGAAUCUAGUUUUAAAGCCUUUAUUAUUCUAUUUAAUAUUGUGCUCACAGGGUCCAUAUUCUUAAAUGAAUGCUUAGUCAUGUUUGUUAUUUGCAACAGUUAAUUCAAUUAAACCAGAUACAGCAUAUAUUGGUCCUGUAUUCAGAAUCUUUGGCCUGUGCUAAUUCCUUUUACAAGGAAGAGUAAUCUGAGACCAGAAGACUAGCAACUUGGGCUGCACCCAAUCAGAUACCAAGUGUUAACCUGAGUCUCAGUUUGGUCUGUAUAUAAGAAUACAGAAUACAAAACAUUAAAAUAUCAUUUUAACUAACUGGAAAAAAAUACUUAUAUUAAGACUAGGAACAACUAUUUUUGACAUGACAAUAUUUAAAUUUAUAGUUCCCGUAUUUGAGUUGAUGUUGUAGCUUUAAACCCUCAUUUCAGUAGGCUCAUGUUUUGAAUUCAGAAAGCAUGAAUUGUGUUUUAUUCUUGUUCUUUGUUGGGGCAGCUGAAUUUCUAUGAUAUAAUUUUUGGUCUUGAAGAAACCAUGGGAGUCUUAAAGUGUGAAUAUUUAAAAUAUCUUUCAGUUACUGCAUAAAACUUCGGUACAUCAAGGCAUUUCCCAGUUUGAGAUGAAUAAAGUACAUCUAUCCAUCUAUCGUCUACCCAUGUCUAUCCAUGUUUGUCUGUCCAUCUCUCCUAUCUCUCUCACAAACAGAGUGCAAUCUCUCAUGACUUCUCAAGCAGGUGUCUGACCCUUUAGGUUUAAGUAAAUAAACCUGCUAUUAGUUUCUUCAUUAGUGCAGGACAUUAUCAGACUUAUGAUUUGCAGUGAAUAUGGCCCUCCAGUCACAAACCCUCUAAUAUCUCAGUCUGACUCACACAACACAUAACAUGAGUUUUUAUUUUAAAGAAUGUGAAAUCAAAAGUAUGGUGCCACACCCAUUCUAUUUUUGGUUUGGGAUGAAAAUAAGGAUCACAAAUAAUCUUGUCAGCCUCAAGUGGCAUCAAUAUCCAACAACCUCUUACUUUUUCUUCAUGUUUUUCAUCUUUGAGGAGGAAGUUGUGUGUUGGAAUGCUGAAAUUGAAGUACUCCUUCAGUAUUCAGAGUGGACUGCAUUUUGUUGUACUAGCAUUUAUUUUUUUAUUUUUGUACAUGUAGCACAAUUGAGCAUUGCACUGGGGCACCAUACUUUACCUCAUGUCAGAGUGUGAAAGGGAUUGGAAGAUGGAGGGGAAAAGUGUAUAUAUGAUGCCAUAUAAGGUUAAGGGGACUAACCUGUGUUUCAGUAUUGAGGGGCUUUGGGAAGGGAGUAGGAAAUUCGCCUGCAUGUUGUCUUUUGAAGAAAACACUGUGUAAAGGAUCUUUGAAAUUUGGGCUAAAUGGAUGGAUGUCAUGUAGACUGGUGUCCUGCCUUAAACAAUCUUCUGACUACUUUGAAAUGGAUGUCAGUCAAUCGAUACUCCCAGGCUCUUUUUUUACUGUUUGUUUUAACUACAAAACAGAACUCCCCCAGUCCUCUUUAAGGAACCUAAUGGGAAAAUCCACUCAAAUUUGCGCCUUUACAUAAAUAGUAGACCAGUGAACUGUGGCUGUCACUUAUCCCUUUUUUAAUUUAAAUAAUUUUGUGUUUUAAAAAAACAAACAAUCUGAUCUGUUAUAACUCAGUAGUGCUUCUAUUUGCAGCCUGGCAGGGGUUUCCUAAAAUGUACAGUCUUUGACUCUCCUAUCAGUAACCUUGACUUUUGUUAUUUUUUAUUAAUGCACAGUGGAGUAAACUAACAGAUACUGAGGAUGGUGUGUGUGUGUGUGUGUGUGUGUGUGUGUGUGUGUGUGUGUGUGUGUGUGUGUGUGUGUGUGUGUGUGUGUGUGUGUGUGUGUGUGUGUGUGUGUGUGUGUGAGAGACAACAAAACAUGUGGAUAAAAUCUGGCCUUUAUGCUGCCUUUUGUGACUUCUUUACAGUAGUUUUGAAGUGACAUUCAUAAUGUUUGUUACUUUUGUUCACAUCUAGUGGUCUUAAGUAUUCCAAAAUCUAUUUUGGAGUGGACCUUAUCUGAAGGCUACUCCGAUGCAUUCUUUAAAAUUUGAGGAUUCUGAAAUGGGACACAGCUAGAAAUAGUAAAGAAACAGCUUUAUCUGCUUCUUUGUUUUUGUUAAACCAACAUGGCGGUUCCAGAGGGAAGCAUAUUGCUCUUUGAUUCUGAAAGACAAAAAUACUAAUGUAUGUGGUCUUUGCCUUUGAUGGUUUAAACUGUUAAACUUUGCUAUCAUACUGUUGUCAUUAAAUUUGCAAUUCACAGGUA